AUCGCACAGCAAGGGAAAUAAACAUAACCAUGAAAAAUACGAUUUUCGGGCCAAAUCUUCAAAACUUAAAAUGUUGGGGACUAAGUAGUUCAUAUUGGAAAUCGAGGGACCGAUCUGGUUAUUUCCUAAACACAAUUGCAGACGUAUCCUCAUACUUUUCGAAUUAGCUGAAAUGGUACCUGAACUGAUGGGUUUUCGUUCCAAACUUUCGAUGCUCGUUUCUCCCUCGUCCGACGUCGAAAUUCGAUUUCGUCAAAACGGUGAUGAUCCUGGGAUCGUCCUCUUCGCAACGGUAACAAAUUUUUGAAGUUUUGUCGAAGUCAACAAAGUCAAUGACGCCGGGUUGGUCUUUGGAGGUCGCCGAUACUAUGAUGUAAAACACGAGUUUCGAGUUAGCUUCCAACGAUUCAAGCUCAAGAAAUUUGUACGAUGGAGAUUCUAACCUUCUAGGCUGAGUUUCAGAUGAGAGACGGGUGGAGAAUUGAUCGACGACCAGAGUUACGUGCGGAGGCGGGAGGCGGUGUAUGCUCGACGCGAACUGAGGCGAGUUGCUGCUUUCGUUGGCCACCGGUGAUUUGAGAUCCCACGCCCUGCUUCUGAUCGAGGUAAGUUGGUGAUGUAGCCUCGGAAGUGAUGAUGAUGGUGUUCGUCGGCUGGUGGUGGCGAUGUGUUUGACGAUGGGGAGAUGGGGUGAUGGCGCUUGGAGGAGUCGACAGGGAGAAGGAAUGGAAGGAAGGCAAUUGGGUUUCUUGUUUAUUUGCUGAGAGAGAACAAAUGGAGCUGCUUCCCCUGUACAACUACUGCCCGGGCUUCCAUUUUUUCAAUUUAAUGGCAAAACUAAUGGGCAAUGACUCCUCUCAUUACAAUUCACGUGAACUCCAUUCUUUCAUCACCUACCAUGAUCCCAAAUUAAUGAAAUCCACACUCACCUGUUUGAGGUUUUUUCUCCAAUGGGAAACAAGUGGGGUGAGGGAAAUAUGAUUGUUGGGGCGGGUUCACGAGAGAGAGAUGGAGAAGUGGGGUGGGGGUGUAGCAGAUAGGGUGGGGUGGGUUCUUGAUUUGUUUUAAUAAUAAUAACAAUAAGUUAUUGACAUUAUUCCUAAUUCAUAAUUGUAACCAUUUCUACGUAAACGUUUAUUCAAUCGUUCACUUACUAUGGUCGAACUCGAACUCAAAUGCCGGGGUGUUACACUAUCUGGGAAGCUGCUGGUGCUGACAGAAUACACUGAAGUAGAAGAUCCCUCGACGGGGCACUGGGAUGGCACCGCGGCCUGCUUCCUCCUGGCCGCAAGCGUUCUUUAACUAUUUUCGGUCAUGACUUUUUGUGAUUCAUGUGCUGAUAGUUUGUUUGACUGUACAAGCUGGAGUUGGGUUGUCCCAGAUUAGGAUGACCAACGAAAAGCUUCAUAUGGCGAAUCUGCGAUGUGGGGUUGAGGCGGAGAAGCUGCGCAAGAGGAUAGGCGAACUGGAGGCGGAGUCGAUCAAAGGACGCACAACUUUUAAGGCGGAAGCGAAAGCUGAGUUGGAGAAGGAACACGCUGACGCCCUGAAAGAGUUGCGAAGCGAGCUAUCUCGCGGUGUCCAGAAGGUUAAUAGUCUGAUGGCUGAUAAGGAGAUCCUGGAGGCUGACUUCUCCCGUCUGCGUGAACGGGUGGAAGAGCUAGAGAAGGAGAAGGGGGAAUCCUCCUUGAAGCACCAGACUGAGGUGGAUGCUGCGGCGAAGUCCGCGGUUGCUACCUAUUUACUAUCUCCCACCUUCCACAAGAUCGACGACUCUAAGCGCUCCAAGGCGAUACAGUAGCUGCCAUUCGUCAUCUAUUUCGUCGUGACCAUCAUGAACUCGAAUGGGACACCGAUGUUGUAUGGGGUGCAGUGGUGGCAUGGGGAUCUUUCGAAAGUGAUGUUAACUCCGAGGACACACAAGCUACUUCCGAGGGCGAUGAGGCUGCUUCCCAAGGCGGGAACGAAAUGUAGAAUGUGUUGCUCUUUGUUUUCAGGACCCUGUUGAACCUUGUCUGU
Messenger RNA from Linum trigynum, 2019 nucleotides. NCBI's taxonomy places the organism in Eukaryota, Viridiplantae, Streptophyta, Magnoliopsida, Malpighiales, Linaceae. The record is from the annotation of a GenBank genome assembly.